CUCUACAGAGAUCGAUGAUGUGAUCCGUAAGUCGACCAACCUGCUGUUAACCAGAACACUCAGUAACUGUCUACAGUACGCAAUGAAGAAGAAGAACGUAGGACUGGCUGAGCUGGUUCAGGUGAUCAUCAACACGACCCAGCUGGAAGCAUCAUGUGUUUACCUGGAGGAGUUCAUCUCCAACAUCACUAAUGUUCCCCCCGAUACCGCCAACGCCACCAAGCUCUAUGGCACGUCCACGUUUAAGGAUGCGAGGCAUGCAGCAGAGGAGGAGAUCUACACCAAUCUGAACGCUAAGAUCGACCAGUUCCUUCAGCUGGCAGACUACGAUUGGACAGCAGCCCAGGGGGGCGGGGCUCCGAGUGACUACCUGAGUGACCUCAUCGCCUUCCUCUGUUCCACCUUCUCUGUCUUCACACACCUGCCGGGUAAAGUAGCCCAGACAGCCUGCAUGUCAGCCUGUAAGCAUCUCUCCACCUCUCUGCUCCAGCUACUGCUGGAGACAGACGUCAGACAGGUGUCUAUGGGAGCUCUGCAGCAGUUCAACACAGACGUCAAGGAGUGCGAGAGGUUUGCCAGAGCGGGGCCGGUACCCGGCUUCCAAGGAGACACGCUGCUGCUCGCCUUCUCUGAUUUGAGACAAUUGUUAGAUCUGUUUACCCAGUGGGACUGGUCUAGCUAUCUAGCUGACUAUGGAAGACCAACCUGCAAAUACCUGAGAGUCAACCCCCACACAGCCCUAGCACUGCUGGAGAAGAUGAAAGACACCAGUCGUAAGAACAACAUGUUUGCUCAGUUCAGGAAGAACGAGAGAGACAAACAGAAACUCAUCGACACCGUGGUCAAACAGCUACGCAACCUCAUCUCCGCCCACCAGACCUGAAUGGAGCAACGCUAUUGGUCAACGAACAUCACCAGACCUGAAUGGAGUGAUCCUAUUAGCCAAGGAACCUCCACCUUGCAAUCCGAUUGAUUACUGCAACCUCAUCUCCGCCCACCAGACCUGAAUGAAAAUAUAUAAUUGGUCAAGGAUCCCUGAACCCAGCAAUUCAAUUGGUCAAGUAAUACCACCAGGACUAAAACAAGCCAUCCUAUUGGUUACUGCAAUAUCUGCUCACUUGACCUGAAUGGAGCAAUCUCAUUAGCCAAGGAAUCUUAUCUCCGCCCACCAGACCUGAACCCAACCAUCCUAUUGGUUGAGGAAACAUGAUGCACAGCCACUCUAGCCUCUGUCUCUACCAUGUCUUCCAGUAUUGUUUUUACGGGUGGAUUUCAUUUUAGGGGUGGUUUAGUAUUUUGGGGUUUAUUUGACAUGAAAAUGUUAUAUUUUGUCUCUUAAGUGUCUACGAACACCGUUUUGGGUCGUACUGUGUCAAAGAUUCAAGUCAAAUAAUAGUAUUUGAUGCGUGUGACGACGUAGUCCAGUUAGUGUGUUGAUGCUACAGGAACUUACCACAAGGUUACCUAUAAUAACUGUUGUUUUGAGAUGUCCAAACGUACUUCUUAACAGUCCCUAUGCUGUCAAGGAGAACGGGGAUGAAUCCUGACCUUAAAAAAUAAAUAAAAAGCAAGACGGAGGGAGGAGAGAGAGAGAGAAGGAGGGAGGAGAGAGAGAGAGGAGGGAGGAGAGA
Messenger RNA from Salvelinus namaycush (lake trout), 1631 nucleotides. RefSeq names its product exocyst complex component 6B-like. The transcript is spliced from 7 exons. Gene Ontology annotation, biological process: exocytosis; intracellular protein transport; Golgi to plasma membrane transport. Lineage: Eukaryota; Metazoa; Chordata; Actinopteri; Salmoniformes; Salmonidae. Gene Ontology annotation, cellular component: membrane; exocyst. The annotation marks the transcript as partial. The record is from RefSeq and is a predicted model, not a curated record.